CAAUGUCAAAACGGAACAUAUACAUUCUCAUCUCCGGAUUUACAAUUAAAAAAUAUUUGCAGCAAUCACUUAUUUCAGGCCAGCAUUAAGGCUUCUCUGCAAACUUGUUCUCAAGCCAUUAUUUAUUGCGAAAUGAGCAAACAGCGAGUUAUUAUAAUAACUCGCCGGACCAGUGUCCCAAACGGACGGGGCGCUGUGCUGUAGCGCCCAAUCGCCACCAGGUGGCAGCAUCGCGGUUGCGCAAUACAACCACGAGCGAAGAAGAGCGCUCGGAACCAAAACAAUCCCAAAGUUGCCAGCGAGGCUUGACAGAAUGAGGCGGAAUUCAACAGCAUUUCAACUUUCGUAAAUGCUUUACAUGACUCGAAUAACAACGUGACGAUCCGGGAGUCUUGAAACGGAUUCUCGUAGGGUGUUAAGGCGCCGAAGCGGCGUAUUUCAUCGUCUUCGAGAAAGUUGCUCGACCUAUGGGCCGCACAUGGCCAUAUUUGGAGCGCUCCAGACCGGUGAGAUGUAAACAAUAUCCAGCCGCACUCUUUCCAAAAUGUCAGCGGAGCAGAAGAUCGCCAUCGUGAUGGAGGACAAGACGUACGAGGUGAACAAGAGGAACCUGAUCGAGAAGAGCGACUACUUCCGUGCGCUGUACAGUUCGGGGAUGAGAGAGUCCAAGGUGGACUCCGUGCAGCUGCAGGGCCUGAGCGCCCACGGCCUGGAGCUGGUCCUGGGCUUCAUCAACACCUCCAAAGUGGAGAUCGCCAACGAGACCCUGGAGGACCUGAUCGAGACCGCCUCCUUCCUGCAGGUCACCUCAAUCCUCAAACUCCUGACGGCCGAGAUCCGGCUGGACAACUGCGUGGAGCUCUACAGCCUCUCAGAGGUUUACGGAACCCACGAGCUGCGUGACGCCUGCCUCAAGUUCAUGAGCUGCUACUACCACCCGGUGAUGCGACGGAGCGAGUUCCGAAGCCUGCCGCCCGCCGUCAGGGAGCGGGCGAGGGAGAUGCGCAUGAGGGGCGUCGCCACCCUGGUGGCCAUGGGGGACUUCAGCAGCGUGUGCCCGAACACGCCGGGCCGGGACGAGCCCUGGUCCAUGCUGAGCUACAGCGAGGCAGAGCAGCGCUGGAUGCCGCUGCCCAGCACUCCGACGGACGCCGUCAGCGUGCGGGGCUACGGUUCCGCCGUGCUGGACAACUACCUCUUCAUCGCCGGGGGAUACCGCGCCAGCAGCCAAGAGGUCUCGGCCGCCCAUUGCUACAACCCUUGCAGGAACGAGUGGAACCAGGUGGCGCCGCUCAACCAGAAGCGGUCCAACUUCAAGCUUCUGGCCGUGCAGGGGAAGCUGUACGCCGUGGGGGGCCAGAGUCUGGGCACGGUGGAGUGCUACAGCCCGGAGAACGACUUCUGGACCUGCGUGUCGUCCAUGCCCGACCCGCUGGCGGAGUUCUCUGCCUGCGAGUGCCAGGGCAUGAUCUACGUCAUGGGCGGGUACACGGCGAGAGUGAGGAACACCGACCUCCUGCGCUACUGCCCCGCGAGCGACGCGUGGACGGCGUUCCGCACGUGCGCCGUGCACGUGCGCAAGCAGCAGAUGCUGUCGGUGGAGGACACCAUCUACCUGGUGGGGGGGUACACGCACAAGCUGGAGCACGCCCGGCGCUGGCUCGGCGAGAUCGAGGACGUGCUCGCCGUGCAGUCGUACAACGUCACCACCGGCGAGUGGCUGCAGCUGAAGGAGAACGCGUCCAAGUCGGGCCUGAACCUGACGUGCGCGCUGCACAACGACGGCAUCUACAUCAUGAGCCGCGACGUCGGCCUGUCCACCAGCAUGGAGCACCGCAUCUUCCUCAAGUACAACAUCUUCACCGACGCCUGGGAGGCCUUCAGGCACCUGAGGGCGUUCGGACAGAACAUGCUGCUCUGCUCGCUUUACCUCCCCGACGUCCUGUGACGGAAUCCGAGGCCGCUGACGCGCUCGUCGCCCUGACAAUGGAACGUAAACGCACCUACAAAUUGAGGCCAAACCCAGCUGACUUGCACUUUGUUUCACACUCCACGCCAACAGAGGGCGGCAUUCCUAAGCGGCGUUUGAUGUUGAAACUCCAAAAAUAUUGUUCAAAAUGGGAUUCAGUGUCCAAUGAUGGGGGUCGGGGGGAAUCUAUUUUUAUCGCACGUGUGCCUUCUCCGUUUGAAAGUUGAUCCCUCCGAACAAACCAAUACUGCCUGUUUUUUUUCUUUCUGCUGUUCAAGCAGACUGGUUUUGUAUCAAUAAAUAAAUAAAUGAAGGUGCUUUUCGUUCCUUGUUUGUUUAAAAAAAUAUUUUCAGGCGAAUGCUGGCACCUGAAUGACAAAGCUUUGCCGUUCUUUGUCAGUGGAAAAAUUCACUUAUUUAGCUUCCACUGAGGCGGCACAAGCUGGAAAAGCAGUUCUGAGGACCCGGGUUCGAUCCCGGCCCCGCCUGUGUGGAGUUUGCCUGUUCUCCCCGGGCCUGUCUGGGUU
This is a messenger RNA of Syngnathoides biaculeatus (alligator pipefish), 2496 nucleotides long. It is a transcript of the gene klhl42, whose product is annotated as kelch-like family, member 42. Gene Ontology annotation, molecular function: protein binding. NCBI's taxonomy places the organism in Eukaryota, Metazoa, Chordata, Actinopteri, Syngnathiformes, Syngnathidae. The record is from RefSeq and is a predicted model, not a curated record.